Messenger RNA from Staurois parvus, 337 nucleotides. The record is from the annotation of a GenBank genome assembly. Lineage: Eukaryota; Metazoa; Chordata; Amphibia; Anura; Ranidae.
GGCACCGAUGAUCAGUGUAGCCCAAGCAAUGCCAGCUGUUAGUGCUCAUCAAUGCCACCUGCCAGUGCCCAUCAGUGCCACACCAAUGCCACAUAUCAGUGCCUACCAGUGCACAUCAAUGCCAGUCAGUGCCGCCUAUCAGUGCUGCCAAAUCAGUGCUGCCUAUCAGUGCCAGUCAGUGCCACUUAUCAGUGUGCAUCAGUGCCGCCUAUCAGUGCCCUGCCCAUCAGUGAUGCCUUUCAGUGCCCAUCAGUGCCACCUAUCAGUGCCCAUCACUGCAGCCUUACUAGCGCACAACAGUGAAGGAAAAAAAUCACUUAUUUACAAAAUUUUAUAA